Molecule: messenger RNA, 811 nt
Organism: Ruditapes philippinarum (Manila clam)
Lineage: Eukaryota; Metazoa; Mollusca; Bivalvia; Venerida; Veneridae
Product: complement C1q-like protein 4
Exons: 3
Coding region: 106-627 (173 amino acids)
Molecular function (GO): protein binding
Source: RefSeq, a predicted model, not a curated record
AUUUGCUACAGAUAUAUAAGACAAAGUUUGGGCAAGGUGCUUCAAAGUUAAAGCGGUCCUUGUUACAACUGUGCAUAUUUACAAGUCGCAUCCUUGCUGAACAAUAUGGCUUUUUUGCUUCCAUCUGCGUCCGUAUUCUUUGUCUUAAUGAUGAUGACAACUCAGUAUGCCAUUUCUGUUAAUGCAGAGGCUACAAAUGAAGAACAUCACUCUGUUGUGAAACGAGCAAUUGUGUACGGCCGAGUGGCAUUUUCUGCCUACCUUUCAAGUCGCACGACGUAUCUUGAUAAUGAAAAGAUUGUAUUUGACUCCGAGGUAAUUAACGACGGAGAAGCCUAUGACAAAAGUUCCGGUAUAUUUACAGUUCCGGCAACCGGCACCUACCUAUUUGCUUUCCAGUUCGAGGACUGGUCCAACACUGACCAGCAAACGGCAUACCUGAUGGUGAAUGGAAAUAUAAUUUCAAGCGCCAUUAUAAAGACCUUAGGAAGAAGUACACAGGCGGGUAACACAGUCAUUGUCCAUCUUCACAAAAAUGAUAAUGUCUACGUGCAAGUCAACCUCGGACAAGUUUAUGGAUCUCCUACUGAACGUUACACCACUUUCUCGGGGUAUCUUUUGUAUUGAAAAAAAAAACAUUUGUCUCGAAAUAUUUUGGUAACUCUGUUAUAUGUACAAUAUCUAAAAUGUAAAACAAUAACAGAAUCUGAUUAAACAACUUAUCCAUUUAGUGUUUAUAGUCUUGUACUACAUUUUAAUGUCUUGAUUCCAAUUGUUCAAACAAGCUAGGUAAGUAAAAGCUAAAAGUAGA